Molecule: messenger RNA, 3757 nt
Organism: Acanthopagrus latus (yellowfin seabream)
Lineage: Eukaryota; Metazoa; Chordata; Actinopteri; Spariformes; Sparidae
Gene: dexi
Product: Dexi homolog (mouse)
Exons: 2
Coding region: 555-824 (89 amino acids)
Source: RefSeq, a predicted model, not a curated record
CUGGCGAGGCUUCGGUUGUCGCUUUGGCGUCGGGACUGUUUUGGUGCAGUUGGCAAAAAUGUUAGAAGUGACAUUUACCUGUAAAAACAUCGACAGAAGCGUGCAUUCGUGAGUGUUUACGUAUUUUCCGGGUACGGGUGUAUAUACGGAAAAGUCUCUGCUCGUAGAAAUGUGCGCGUUUGUUCUCACUAGCAUUGCAUGCUACUGUUUUUAGCCCCAGCCAAAGCUGGCAUGGCGUGAAUUCCGCAAACCCAAAGAGCCAAUGUCAAGAACGCGUCGCGGUAGCUAACGUGAUAUUUUGAUACCGACCCGAGGUUAUUAUUAGCUAUGAACGUUACGCCCUUACGUCUACCUGUGCUGCUUUCGUUUUCUUCUGGACCCUACAGAUACAGUAGCACUUGGAAUCUGCCUCUCAACCCCCUGUUUGCAGCCGAAAUGGACGAACAGUCCCAGCACCCCUGAAAGAUCUGUAGCGGGGACACCAGCAACUUCAGUCCGCCACAUCCGGCCCCAGACCAACGCAAGAACCCGAACUCUGGCUCUCUUUCUUUUCUAUGACACAUCCAAUUUAUGCCCAGCUAGAUUCGGUAGAAUCGCUGUUGGACGAGCUCCCAUAUAUGUUUUAUCUGGGCCUGUUCUUUGUGAACGUCCUGAUCCUCUACUAUGCCUUUCUGAUGGAGUACAUCGUCCUGAAUGUGGGGAUAGUGUUUCUGCCCGAGGACAUGGACCAGGCGCUGGUGGACCUCGGGGUGCUGUCCGACCCGGCCUCUGUCCCCUAUGACACGGACACGGAGCUGGAUGUGUUUGAGGGGUAUCUUGAGUGACGGGGCAGUCCUGCGAAACUGAAAGUUGUGGAGGUGAUGAUGAUGAUGAUGACGAUGCUGAUGCUGAGAUCAGAUAGGGCCAGCCUGAAAACUCCCUGGUCAAUGAUGCGGGGAAAACCUGCCUCAAAGUGGAUGUUGUUGCUGCAUUUUUCUCACACAGACAUAUCAGUGAAAAAGCUGUCUCGGCUCAAGAGAAGGUAGCCCGACAAACGGAUUCAGCAUCGCCGGCCAUAUGAUCAACAAUUGUCCCGUGGGAGGAGCACUCUGCACUGGAUCAGCUGUCAGACAGUGUGUUGCCAUUCUAAACAAACUCGACUCCGGUCAGACACAGCGGGCCUUGCACCGGUAUCUGUGCCCCUCGCUGUGGACACAAGGAAAGAUAAAAAGGAUCCUGUGGAGGAAUAAUGAAUGUGAUCAGUGCAGCAUGAUUCAGCUCGUCUGCAUUCAGUCUGAACAAUCACCAAGGCUGUGCAAGAUCUGGAAGGAAGUGACUUGAAACGUCCCACUUCCGUCACGCUGUGAUGCCCUCAAGAGUAUGAAGAACCGGCAAAAGGUGUGAAAACAAUGUCCACCGUAGUCCUGUUGAAUACUUAGUCACUCAGAGAACAACUUGUUCCAACUGUUGACACAGAACACAUUGCUGGUCCGCAGGCUCACUCAUCGUUGAGGCUGCAAUUUCAAAAUGUAUCCCUGGAGGUCACUCACACUGUAUGUCAGCUUCAGGGAUGUACACAUUCUCAGGAGCGCAGUUAGAAAGCAGCGCACAUGUGAGACUUAACACAGACACUGGUCACCGGCUGUUAAUCUACACAAUAUAGGUGAGCCCUGAUUUCUUCAAGAUCCGUACCACACUCUUCACUCGAAUCCAUAAAGUAUUGAAUUAUCCAAGGAGAGUUAUUACCUUGAUUAAAUAUGUAUUCUUAUAAUCUAUAUCGAAUCAGUAAUUCGGAUCACACACAUACGGUACUAAAUUUUCCACUUCAGAGUUAAAGGGCCACUGGGUAGCUUUGGAGAAGAAAUUUAAGCUCAGAAUUGUGACAUUUACGACAUUAAUUAGCUAAUAAUACAAACUCCAUAACUGAAUAAACACGCUGUUCUCAGAGGAAGAUAAGGAGACACUGUUUAAAGCUAGAAAAGUGGCAGGGUCCGCCACAUAUAAACAAAGCAAAACUGCAUGAACUUGUGUUGUCCUUAAAGGGCAGUUUGUUUAUUCAGUCAUGAAACAGAGAGUUUGUUUAUUUAGUUUGUUCGGGCAUGGAAAAUCAGUCAGUGAAGAGUUCUCUUCUGAUCAAGACAUCUUUCUCAAAGCUACAUAGUGCACCUUUAACAGUAGUUAGCUGGCCACAGGUGUCACACUGUUAUCAGUAUGAGUUGUGUCAAAAGGCUGAAACCUCAUGAACGAGAACCUCAGAAUAAGUGCUUCAGAUAUUUGACUUUUUCGUCCUCUCUGUGUUGCAUCCAUGUUUGUUUUUACAGUGUAACAAAUGUGCAUUAGACAAAUAGGGGAAAAAAGGAAACGCAUGAUAUUGUUUGCGUGUUUUUACAAGAAAUGGGUUUAGUUGUCAGACCUCUUGUUUAUAGCACUUUCUUCUGUUUACUUCAUGAAUUUAUAAUUGAUUUCAUUAAAUGUUUAUUCCUUGCGGCAAUAAUAAAACUGGAUUCAAACAUUCAGUGGUUAAAUGAAUGAGCCUGUGCACUGAAUCCGGUAAUUCUUCCAUCCAGCUGUUCAGUUUGGUUGUGGAUGAGUAGAAGUGACUUUUUUAAAGGGACAGUUCACUUGAUUUACCACAUAUUUGUAAGCCUUGAAAGUACUGUGCAUACUGUAUGUCUGUGAAGAGCUAAUUAACUAAAUGUUGAUUACGGAAGCAAUACAGGGGAUCCAAUAUUUUCUCGUAGCAUACAGCACUGUCUAACGGAAUAGUGCAUAAUAAUCAUCGCAAUGUGGUUGUUGACCACCAAAACACCGAAGCUGUAGAGAAAAAAAACAAAAACAUUUCAUAAUAUCUGCACAUCCCAUACUCAAAUCAAGCUUUUGUCCAGAACUUCAUUGCCUGACUGGCACAUUUGUCCGCAAGACAACCUCUCACCAACACUUUGCCUACUCACCUCAAAUGGUACAUUAAAAGCAGCCAGAUAAGUGUCCACAGGCGUGAUGAAUCAAAAAGAAAAGGCCAUGCUGUGACUCAUAAACGGGGACUCAAGAAAUUAUUUUGUCAAACGCACUGACUUUUUCAGAGUUCAAGUAGUAUUAAUGAAUGAUGGCUGAUAACCAAAUUCCCUCAUCUUUUUUUUUUUUUUUUUUUGGUAAAAACAUUUAUAACAUCCAAUUGGGUUAUUCAUGUGUUUGUAUAAAUUGGUGGGUCCAUAAAGAAAUACAUUUUUUUUGGACACCUGAAAUGGCAUUUAAGAUCACAUGACAUUAAAGCUCAGGAUGCUAAUAAUCAUUCAAUCUCGUGUAACAAUGUUUGUGUGGAAUUUGAUCAAAAAGUCGCAGAAUCAAUGUCAGGUCAGAGCUUACUGUAGCCAGACGGCGAGUCGUUAAUAAAUAGUUAAGACAGGGUGUAAACCAGAAGAUUAAUGUCAGUAAGUUGGGUAAAUCAAUUGAAAAAGUUGUCAAUGCUGGAGAAGUUCCUAGUUUUGUACGAAAAACACUGUUUAUAAAUCACUGGUUUUGGCUGCAGGUAUAGAUUUGUGCCAUUCCCCAGGCAUGAUACCACACUGUGCUGAUCAACUCCGCUCAACGCAUCUCAGUUUAGUGGAAACCCUCGAGACUUGAGACUCUAAUAAUCAUCUCAUCAUCAUCAUCAUCAUACUGCUUGUGUCAUCCCUCCACAUGUACUUCUUUGCAGACAUGCACAUGCUACAAUAAGCUAUGGAAUCGUAACAGAGUUUUAUUUUCCAAUGUGUAUUUAAUAAACUUUGAGCGAAUGCCA